CAUAUUAAGCACCAACUUCAGGAAGAAAAUUUAUUUUUUGUGUUUGACUGGAUGAAAACAUUCAAGGAAACAACUGUCUAGACAUGAUGACAAUAAACCCUCUAUUACUGGAACAGUGGGAAAAGAGCUUGCCUUCAGUAAGCAGUACUUCCCAAAAAAGUCAUGAACUGUUUGCCAGGCUGUCAUGUGCUCAAAUAAUUAUUUCAGAUAUUCAUUCUUCAUAAGAAGUUCUAUGUAUAAUUUCCCAAAGUGGAACACAUCGAUGGUCUAUGGAUCUGUGUUUUUGUCCAUGAACAAAACUUUGUUCUGUUGAGAGCUGAAAGGUGCCUUACACCCAUCACUGCCAUGUCAGGGGCAAUUCUUCAUGAGACCCACACCUGUGUCGUGGCAUAAUUUUAUAAUACUUGCCAUAUGAACUGUGUGAAAAGGGAUUAUGGGGGCACAGGAAAUUAGCGCAAAAAUUGAUAUUAGUAAAAUAAUGCUGAUGAUGGUUACAAUAAAACCAGUAGGGCCAUUUCUGCUCUCUAAUGAUUUCCCUGUGGUCAAGACUCAAUCCAGACAAAAAUUCAAGGGAUAUCCUCCUGAUACUAAGGCAGGAACAGAUUUCUGAAUUAAAAAGAAAAUAGAGAAAUUUAAUUUGUCUCUUUUUUUUAUGGGAGCUUUAAUUUCACAUCCCAGUCCUGGAAGUUGCUCCAUUGGGAUUAGCUCCUGUGCCUGCACAGCUUCAGCCUGGAACUAAAAACCAAAAUUAAGUGAGCCAGAUAAUCAGAAAAGCAAAAUGAGUAUGAAUUGAAAGCAAAAUUCACAAUUUAGUUUCAUGAUGCAAGCAAAAGUGACAAAUGGGUCACUUUGAUUUCAUCUGACAGAGAUAAGAAAAUGGGUAGUUUCUUUAAACCAAGAGCUUUUUUCUACAUCUAGCAAAGUCGGGAGACGUUAUCAAAAAUACAUCAGGCUCUGUCUUAAUUCAAAGACUGCUGAAGGGUUUUUUUAGAUGCUUACGGCUUUUUCAUCAACUGUUUGACUUCAUGUAUCAGGUUUAAGGUGGCCUGAUACUCUAUUCUGAGUUAUUACUUGAAGAACUCUGAAUGAGUCAGCUUUUUGGUUUCUGAGGAAUGUGUGGUGCUUCUAGGAAGUCAACUCGGAGCUCAGGGCCUGUAGAUAUGGCUUCUGAUUUGCAUAGCCAGACUGAUGGCUCAAGGAAUACAGUUUUACAUAAUAAACAUGAACUCUAGAUCUGGGUACAGGAGACUUUCUUCACAUGAAAGUCUCCCCUUUUACACAUACUUACAGAAUCAGUCAUUCUGCUGGCUUUGUUUCCCUCCUUUGCUUGCCUCUCCAGUUGUGUCAUUCUCAUAUUCAUGAAGUAGCCCCAUCUUUUAUCUCAAAAAAUGCAUCCAUUUGGGACCUCUUGUCUGUUUUCUACUUUUGUGUCCGAAAUAAAUACUCCAGUCACAUUUUCAAGCUUUAUUUCACAACAGUGAAAAUAUAAGCUGAAAUUCUUGCACAACCACUUGAUCUAAGGAGCUUUAAGGAAAAUGCUGAAUACAAAACUUGUGGUAAAAGUUGGCAAUAUGGAGAUUGACAAGAAGAGCAUGUUUGCUUUGCAUUUUGAUUAUUAACCUGCCUUUCAUUCACACUUUGCAGACGUACCUGAUUCUGAUCUGGACUUUUUAUGACUCCAGAUCUCAGUAGUGAUGGGGAAAAACUUGGUACAGGGAUUAGCUCUUAGAACAGGCUCAAGAUGUUUUGUAUUUGGGUAUGUCGAGCUUGGUGUGUGUCCUCACAGCCCCUCUCCACUUUUAUGCCACCUUUAGCUGGCUGAUAUCAGUCAGCACAUUUCAGAUGGGAAAUGGUAAUUAGGCAGGCUAUAGAUAAGGAGUAGCACCUUAUCAGUGCUACAAAUAUUUUCAACAGCUAAAAUAACCCCAAGCAAACAAACCACACCGCCCCCCCUCCCCAAGAUUACAUGAAGUUUUACCUCCUUUGCAGAUGAAAAGCACAAAAAGGCCAGGCCUAGUCUGAGAGGACAUCCUAAGCUUUGCCAGCAGUUUACAGACAGAGACUCCAACUAUUCAACAAGCAAUUUCAGAGUGAACAGUCUCAGAAAACAGGGAUGCUACUUGAAGUUCUAAUGCUAAUGGUUCCUGGGGGAUUACAGGCAGGGCAUCUUGUCCCAGGGCCUCCUGGUCUGUGAACACCAAGCGACUGAAGCUCAACCCCAGGCCUCACUGACAGGCUGCUGUCUGAGUCACUCCGUGGUGAAGCUUCCUAAAGGAUUGCCCCUUCUUCUCUCUGGCGACCAGUGACAGGAGGGAAUAGCCUGGAGCUGUGCCAGGGGAAACGUAGGCUGGAUUUUAGAAAAAGGCUCUUCACCGACAGGAUGGAGGGAAGCGGUCACAGCACCGAGAAGCGUUUGGGCCAUGCUCUCAGGCACAUGGUGUGAUUCUUGUGGCUGACCUGCUCAGGGCCAGGAGCUGGACUUUGACGAUGUUGACACUUCUGAGAAUUCAUCAGCACUCUACGUUGUAAAUGUUGAAAGAAAUGGAAAAAUUAUUUAUACCUGGAAAGAAAACCAGAGAAACACUCACAUUGGGUUGUAUGAUCUUCAAACGAAACAAAAUGAGCACCUCUAUAUGUUUGAGAAGAAUCUGCACAUAAUCAGCUGUUCAAUCAACAAUGAAAGGACCUUAUUGGCAGUCAGCUUCUGUCAAUAUACAGAGGAAGAAAGAGCAACUCAGCUCUUACAGUCAGGUACUGCAAGUGGAUUUCUUAAUACUGUUUGAAAUAUUGUACCUUUUUGUUUUCUUUCUCAGGUAUUUCUGUUCAGAAAACAAACUUGCUUACAUAAAAGAAUAUUAUCUAAAACAUGUUCUUUUUGCAGUGUCCAAGUAUUUAACCUUGCUAAUUGAAAUUCAUCCCAUUAAUAAUGUGAGAGUCCUAAAAGCUGUGGAUAGCUGUGUUCGAGUACAGUUUCUUUAUCCAGUUGAAGACAGAAAUGCUUCUAGAGAAAGUCGUCUCUUGCUAGUUUCAGAAGAUAAAUAUAUUGAACAAUUUGACAUUCAUGUUGUUGCAGAAGAACAUAAAGUGGUGAUUCAAAAGUCAGGUCAGCUUCCAAGAGCCAAAGUUGUAGAUGACCUCGUUUGGGCACAGUGGGAUAUGAUGGAGCAAAGACUCUUCUACAUUGUUCCAAAGGAAUCAAAGAGUACUUUAAGGUGUGUCCAGUUUUAUCCUGAGGAAAAUUUUAUCUCAAUACUGGAAUCACACCUGGAUAUUGCUCUAAAUGACACACAAUUAAAACUUGUGAAUUUUGGAUAUGAUUACUGUCAAGAUCAAGAUGUUGCAUCUAAAUCUUUGAACCUUCAGGUUUUCACAAGUAAAGCAGGAGGCUUGUGUGUGUGUUGUAGUAGAGUCUCUGAUAUUCCUCAUGAGAUCAUAUACUCCAUAUAUUUUUUACAUAAAGGUUACAACAAAACUUUUACAGUUUCUCUAGAAAGAGCAGAAUCUCGUCAAUUGAAGGAAGUGGCUUUUAUGAAUCUUGACUAUUAUGUAGCUGCUUAUUUGCCUGGCCAGUUCCUGCACCUCCUGAACAUUCAACAUCCUGACAUGCUGUGCUACAGUUUGUUUCUGACAGGUGAGGAUGCAAGAAUUGACACGUUACAAAACUGUUCCAUCCGUUCCCCCUGGGUGUCAGCAGUCCUGGAUUGCAAUGCAGGAAGUCUGUUUGAUGUGAGCAUCAGUGACAGUGCCUUGCUACAGCUCCUAGAGAAGAGCAAACGAGACUGUGAGAGACUGGCAGCUCUGCAUUGUGCCCUGCUCUACUUCCAAUACACAGAAGACUUGGAAAUGCAGAUUAUUCGAUGGAUUUCUGAGAACCUGUCAACAUGUCAUUCUUUUGACCCCAUUCAAGAAUUUAUCAUUGCCUCCCUGUACUGCAGAAUGUGUCCAGAAACUCAGAACCUGGAUAAACUCCUGCCCUACACAUCACUGCAUGACUGGAUUGGGGCUGUCCCUGGAGUAAUAUGUGCCACAGACAUUAUUUCUCUGCCUGUGUUAGAGUUCCAAAACUCCAAAGGCUUCUGGGAGAAACUCAACUCAAACUUGGAGAGUGUGAAGUAUGCAGAGCCACACUUGCACUACCACAGUAAGGUGCUCAGGAGGGAAUGGCGUAACCUUUCAGAAGAGAGAUGGAGAAGAAGAACCACAGCAUAUUUGAGGAAUAUUUUUGAAAAUGCCAAAAAGGUGCUUUCUCAUCUGGAUACCUGGGACUCUGAGGCGAGGCUGGUACCUCUCUUUGAAGAGGAGGAUUAUCAGCAGCAGUUGCUCAUGGGACUGAUGGUUGCUCAGCUCAAGGAUCACCUUAUGAGACAUCUACAAUAUGUUGGAAAAAAGAAGAUCGACCAGAUAGUUUUGGAUUAUGUUGCAAACCUGCUGAAUCUGGUGCAUCGAAUAAUGAAAGAAGUUUGGAGGAGAUACCAGCUUCAUUCCUGUAUCUUCUGCUUUGAUGAGAGAGGAAGCGCAGCAGAGUUUGCGGUGUUCCACAUCAUGAGUCGGAUCCUGGAAGCAGCAAAUGGCAUGUGCAUGCCUUUACCUCCUGGUUUUCACACUCUGCACCUGGGACUUGGUGUUCGAUGUCUGCCUCUGCACACCCUCCUGCACUAUAUUGACAAUGGCAUCUUGCAAUUGACAGAAACGUGUGUCAGGAAAUUGCUGAAAGAUCUGGAUGACACUGAACAGAAUGAAAAGCUGAAGUUUAGUAUUGUCAUGAGGCUACCAGAGGCUCUUGGUCAAAAGGUCCGCCAGUACUGGAAUCAUCCGAUAAAUGCAAAUUUAAUAGCACGGAAAUAUGUGAAACUUUUGCUUGAGAAGCUGGGAAACAGGCAGUGCAGCAGGCCUAUCCCUGAGAGACUCUCCUUCCCCGUGGAGUUUUUGCCACUGAACUACCUGACUAAUAUGCUGGCAGAGAUAGAGAAUCAAGGUGUGCAGCCAUAUGAAAAACAAGACCAUGUAAAUGUAAGAUUUGUAGAGGAAACAGCACUCAAGCACACUAUGACACUUCUGGGCCUCAAAUACUCCUGAAAUAACAUGCUGUUGAAGAAGGCUGGCAAACUGUGGUGGCUUUGUAAAAGUAUUUAUUUAAAUGCAGUGUUGCUUCCCAAAUAACCUGCAGUUUUGGGUAGUCCCCAGUACUGACGUGAGCUACUAAAACAGUGUUUGGUCCAACAAACUGAGGUUGAAAUUACUGACUUCUAGAUAAAUCCUAGAGAAAUGCAUUUGACAUAACCCUAGGUUUGAAAUAUAUCUGUGGGUUCAUUUUGAAGGGGUCAAGGAAGUGGAACAACAGUGUCAAAACAUACUGUGAAAAUUGGUAUAAAUGUCACUUCUUUUAAUAAGACAAUGCUGGAAAAGGCAGUCCAAUUGCAGGGUUAGAAGAACUAGUAACUGUUUACUUGGAUUUAUAAAAGGAUUUCUUGGUGUGAUUGUAUAAAGCAGGUAAGAAUAAUGGAUGACUUUUUAUGUCAGACAUGAGUAAAGAGAUAGUCAUUCCUUGUGAUGGUAUCAGUUAACUUAUGGUACUUCUGCUUCUAGAGCUGCAUUCUAAUAUUUUCAGUUUUGUAAUUAGCACAAAAUAUAAUCUCCUUAAAGUGCAUAUGACAGAUUUUGUUGAGGAUUUGUUUGUUUGUUUGUUUGAGGGUUUUUUUGUUGUUUUUUAAAGAUAUGUAUAAUAUAUUGUACGUAAUAUAGGAUAAGAAAAAAGCUUUAGAAAUUGAUCUUAACAGUGGCUUGGACAGAGAUUUACAUAACCCUUUCUUACAACUUCUAGUGUUACAGUUCAAACUUCAGCCUCAGAAGGAAAUUAGGCAGGCUGUUUUUCCUUUGUUUUCAACUUCUGUUUGUAUGUAACUGAGCCAAUAUUGUUUGCUCUUUUUUAAAGUUCUGAACUGUAACAUUAAUUUCAAAUAGGAAUAGCAAUUUGCUACACUGAGAAAAUUGCCAAGUUGUGCCAUGCAGGAUUUCUGCAGCCUUUAUUGGAUUUUAAAAAAAUUUACAAAACUCCAGACUAUUAAACUAGAGAAACUCAUUAAUAUUUUAUAUAUAUGGGAGGUUUUCAAAACAACCUCUGAUAUUCUUUCUGAGUGGUCUCCAUUGGUGCUCCCUGUUCCUUACCAGAGAAAUAAAAAGAUCCAGUUCCUGGGAGUGACUUGGCAAGUUGAUGGUCACUCCCUUGUCAUUGCCAUCAGUGAAGCUUUAGCUUUCUUAGUGACUGCAUCGUGAGAAGGAAUAUUUUUCUUAAUAUAAUUAGAAUUUCUCUGGCAAGUGAAAACCCCAGUCCCAGACUGCAGAAAGCCAUGUUGGUGUAUGGCUAAAGUGAUGGCCACUUUGUAUUAUAUUAAUAACAGGAAAAUAUUUUCUAGCCUUUUCUUUUGAAUGUAUUUUACCAUACCUUCUGAUGCAAUAAAACUUCAUCUGGAAAAACAA
This is a messenger RNA of Serinus canaria (Common canary), 6477 nucleotides long. It is a transcript of the gene GSAP, whose product is annotated as gamma-secretase activating protein. The coding region runs from base 2677 to 5076 and encodes 799 amino acids. Gene Ontology annotation, cellular component: trans-Golgi network. The transcript has 30 exons. The record is from RefSeq and is a predicted model, not a curated record. Gene Ontology annotation, biological process: positive regulation of amyloid-beta formation. Lineage: Eukaryota; Metazoa; Chordata; Aves; Passeriformes; Fringillidae.